AUGAAGGCGGAGGAGCGACGAGCGGUCGGCUCCAGCGCCUCGCCCAGCGUCCUCGCGGUGGUCGUCGACUGCAGCCCCGUGGAGUGGGCUGCGCGGCCCGCCGAUGAGCUGCCGCACCUCCUCGAGCAGCUGAUGAUGCUCUGCAGCGCCUACUGGUCGCUCGCGUCCAGCAACCGCCUGCUCGUGGUGGGUGCGCACCCAGCCGCGGCGCGGCUGCUGUGGCCGGAGAGGCGCGAGCUCGCCGCGGAGGUCGCGCCGCCGCACAGGCUGCGCGCCGCCCUCGCCAGGGGCGUGCGGGGCCUCGUUGCUCUGGAUCCACUCUCCGACGCUGCGGCGCCGGCGCUUGCGGCGGCGCUUUCGCUCGCGCUCUGCCGGCUGGAGCGCGUGCGGCGCGAGGAGCCGCUCGCCCAGCCGCGCGUCCUCCUCCUCAGCGCCUCCGCCGAGUGCCCCUCGGCCAGCCUUCGCCUCACCAACGCGGCCUUCGCCGCGAAAAAGCUGGAGGCGCUCGGGCGUCUCUUCUCACACCGCCAGCAGCGCCGGCCCCGCGCACCCGCCGCUGCGCCGGCCUCACACCGCGUUGCAAUCGACACGGCGCUGCUUGCGCCGACGGCGAGGCUCGAUCUGGUGCUGCUCGCGCCGACGGCCGACUCGAUCUCGCUGCAGCAGCUGGCCCUCUCCGCGUGCGGCAUCGGGUGGCACCAUGCUGCCUCUCCAGUGCUGCCCGACCAGCACUGCCGCAGGCUGCUCGCUCCGCCGCCGCAGUCGAGGCUCGAGACGCGCGCGGUGUGCACACUCACCAAGCGCCACCUCGACAUCGGGUACACCUGCUCCGUCUGCCUCGCCGUCUUCGAGAAGCACUCGCUGCGCGAGUGCGCCGUGUGCGGGACGCGCUUCCCGCUGCCAAAGCUGGCGCCGGGCGCAAAGCUCAAGAAGAAAGUUGCGAAAGCGAAGUAG
Messenger RNA from Emiliania huxleyi CCMP1516, 954 nucleotides. RefSeq lists its product as hypothetical. The transcript has 4 exons. NCBI's taxonomy places the organism in Eukaryota, Haptophyta, Isochrysidales, Noelaerhabdaceae. Gene Ontology annotation, biological process: nucleotide-excision repair; regulation of DNA-templated transcription. Bases 1 to 954 code for a protein of 317 amino acids. Gene Ontology annotation, cellular component: transcription factor TFIIH holo complex; transcription factor TFIIH core complex. The record is from RefSeq and is a predicted model, not a curated record.